CUAGACUGGCCCAGCUGUUACACUACACUAGCCUGAGUCAGGCAUUGUUUUCCAAGCCACUAUCCCCGAUCGGGCCAACGCAGCCUUCAAGGGGGAAUGUGACCCGGAGAAUAGCCCGCUGAGCCUUCCAAGAUGGACACCUUGUCUCUUUUAUUUAAUUUUUCUUUUCUUUUUUUGCUGCAGCUUGUGUGUGAUUGAAUUCUGUCCAGGUUGCUACGGCAUACCGGUGGGAUGUGUGUCACACAUGACAUGGGACAUGCUAGGAGGAUCACUAACCCUUUACUCUCCCACUCCUGUUGCUGUAGUGAGGGGGCUAGACAUUAAAAAAGUGAGACCCAGUCACUAAGAACCUCACCAAAUUUGAAGAAAGAAUCUUGUGUAUUCUCUUUGCUUUCGGAGUUUUCCUCACAGUUACCACACCACAGCUCUUAUAUAAAUGUUUAGUGUUUAAAAACACAAAUUGUCCAUUUAACAUACUUUCUCGUGACACAUGCAUUAAUGUUUUCCGUCGUUACCUAUUUAGACAAUUUUCUUAGCACCAGAAGUGUUAGAAAACUUGUCAAGCUAUUGUGACGUUAAAUUGUUGUUAUUGUUCCUUCUGCUCCAACACAAAGGAAUGAGCAAAGCUCCUAAAUUCAUUGUUUUUGUAGCUAAGUCUUGGUUAACGUUUCCUACAGUUCUUAAAAUUGUUGUUCUUUUCUAUAUCUGAUGUCCUGUGUGCUAUUAGUGCUGCAGCCAUUGGGGUUGUCUUGUGUUGCACACCUUUCCAACACUUCGAAAACGAACGCCCCCCCCCCCACGGGAAAGCGCCCAUGCUUGAUAUGGUUCAUGACCAAUAUGUUUCCAGUACAGGAAAAAUCCCAGAAGAGGCCAAGGCCUUGUCACUUCUGGCACCUGCCGCUCCAGCACCAAAUCUGAUUCCUGGAGGGGGACUGCUCCCGAUUCCUAAUCCAGCUCCGAUUCAGAAUGUGAACCUUCCGUUAGUGAACCGGAUGUCAGCAGCCAGUCUUGACUCCACAGCUUCAGUGCUCUCCCAGCCCCCCCUCAUGGGAAAUGUGGAUCCCUCAAAAGUUGAUGAGAUCAGGCGGACCGUCUACGUCGGCAACUUAAACUCACAGACCACCACUGCUGACCAGCUGUUAGAAUUCUUCAAGCAGGUGGGAGAAGUCAAGUUUGUGCGGAUGGCAGGAGAUGAGACACAGCCGACCCGUUUCGCCUUUGUAGAGUUCGUGGAGCAGGACUCGGUUGCCAGAGCCCUGACCUUCAAUGGAGUCAUGUUUGGGGACAGACCCCUGAAGGUUAACCAUUCCAAUAAUGCCAUAGUGAAACCCCCAGAGAUGACGCCACAGGCUGCUGCUAAGGAGUUAGAGAGUGUGAUGAAGAGGGUGAGGGAGGCCCAGUCGACCAUCGCUGCUGCCAUAGAACCAGCAGACACAAAGACGCGAUCCUCGAGUCGGUCUGGAAGGUCACGCCGGUCACGCUCCAGUUCAAACUCAAGAACGCGCAGGAAAAAGUCCCGAUCUAAACACAGACCGUCACAGAGGUCGUGGUCAGGGAUUCAGUCCCACAGUUCACGAAACAGCCACAAGAGGCGUUCCCGCUCCAGAGACAGGAGACACAGUCGGAGUCGCUCCAGGGGCCACCAUCGGAGGAGUAAGGAUCCAUCCAGGAGCCCUCGGAGGAAAGUCAGAUCACCAUCAACAAAAAGAAGUAAGAAAGACAAGAAGAGGGAGCGCAGCAGGGACAGGAAGGAACUUUCCACAUCCAGGAAGAGGAGCCGCAAAGAUGAGGACAGGAUAAAGAGCAAGGCCAAGCCGUCAAAGGUGGAAAGCAACUACAAGAGAGAAGAGAAGGAAGAGUAUGAUAGCGAGAGAGAAGACUCACCCAGCGAGGACGUGACACUAUCGCCCUACGUCCUGCACAACGGCAGCUACAAGACUCACAACGACGAGGACGUGGACAGCACCAAGUGACUGUUACAACAUAACUGAAGCGAAUCCUGUUGCAUCAAGUGAUGUCAUCACCACCCACUGUGUGUAUACAUACAGAAACACUGGAUAACCACUUACAGCGGCGUGUGCGUGCGUGUGUGUGUGUGUGUGCGUGUGGAAUUGAACUGGAUUGCAUGAUAUUGUAUAUUCUGCAGUGUCCUCCACCAGUUCGUUCACUGCUUGAAGAACUCAAGCAUUUCUAUUGUUUCUAUGUAGAUACGAAAGCUCGAGGCACCUGCACCAGCAGUUUAGAGACAGGCCUGAACCAGCUCCUCAUCACAAUCUGUAACCGCAGGAUUCACAAUGUCUCCCCACACUCGACUUCCAGAGCUUUCUCAGAAAAGCCAUUUCAAAGAAAGUCACGGAGGAACCGAGCGGCAGUCCCACAGGAAGAACGGAGUUUGUACUUUUUUUUUUGUCCGGCAACUGGGUUUUAACCUCACACUUGUCCCUGUCAUGGAUAUUUUAAAAAGACCAAAACGUUUCUCUCCAUUCCUGCACGGACAUCAAGAGCUACCACCAUGAUAAUCCAAAAAGCCUUUUUCAAGCCUCAAAGAUUGUCAUCAGUCCUGUCACACUGUGUGUGUGUCGCAUGUAUGACAUUUAUUUCAAAAUGAUGAAUAUUGCACACUGCCAUCUGCAUUAACAGUAAGACGAUGUUUAUGUUGAAGUUUUAUUUAUUUGAGAUCAGUGUUCAAAGCCGAAAAGUGACACAUUUUAUUUGUGCUCUACUGUAAGUGCAGUUGCAAACACAAAAAUACACAAGGCUUGGACUGGCAGCUAUUCUGGAUUUCAAGCUUCGCAAACUUUCUCAGGCAGCGUUUAAUUUUAGAAUUUUUAAAUUCUACGACAAUUAGAAACCAUAAUAAAACCUAAUCAUUCUGUGAAACCAGUCUGCAUCUGGUUCUGUAUGACAACAACUUCUUUUUUUACUCAACUAAAUUAUAAAUGGUAACGUUUGAUGUUAUAGGUUUCUGACCCCCCAUCCUGUCAUUGUAUGUGUCUCACAGCCCCCUGUCAAAUUGUAAGUUCCUUAUAUGGUCUUUCAUAUAUCAGUGUUUUCAGAGAGAGAGGCUGUCCAGUCACAUAGUUAUUGGAAAAUAAUAAUACUAAUUAUUAUAUAAUCCAGGACGUACCAACGAGGUUCCUUUACCAACUAAACCAGCUCCUUUUAUCAGCCAGCUGAAUUUUUUUUAAAUAUAACUAACGUUUGUUUGUUUUGACGGCGAGGUACAAAGAAGUUUCCCUGUGUCUGUCUGAGGCCUCAAGCGUAGUUCUUCUUCUGCUGCUGUGGUUUUCUGAAAGUGUCAGCAACUCUUUCAUUGAGUGAGACAAAUGGUGCGUUACAUGUUCUUUGAUCAAAGAAUAUAACAAGCGUAAGAACAUAAAAACUUUGGCUAAUAACUUGUGUCGAUGCUGAAGUGCUCACUUCCCUUCUGUUUAAUGACUUUGUGAAAGAAUCCUUUAUUCCCUCCAUCAUCUGUGAACUGGGGCGUCCUCUCCGAUUAUGUGUUGAUUUUACGACUUUGAAGUGCUGUAAUUAUAAGAACGCAGAGUGAACUGUUUCUGUGAACCGGUCUCUUAAAAAACGAUGGUUAUAGAUCAACUUUUCACUUUGUCAAAACAUAAACGCUUUGCUUUAUUUCCUGUUUUUGUUUCAUGAGUGAACAUGUUUGUGCUUUUUCAAUAUUUCUCAUUACUGGUAGUUGCAACAAGAUCUCAUCAUCUCAUGCUCCUUUUCCUGUUGUUAUUGUGACGGUGUUUUAUAGUUACAAUUCAGGCCUGUACUGUAAAAGUAUGUUGUCGUGCAGAAUGUGUGUUGGCUCCAGAAAAGUCGUCGCUGAUGCUGAAUCCACUCACUGGUGUUUUACACGAGACACGUCACAGCUCAACAUCACGCUCACAAGCACAGAAAGGUCAAAAAGUGCCUCGAACAUAGAUUGUACAGAAUAUUCUAAUAGACUAUGGAGACUUAUUGACAGAUGCAACCUGAAUUUAUUGUUCUGGAUGUUGAAUUGCUAAAGUGAGAUGUUAUAUAUGAAAGUAUUGUCUGUAGUAUUUAAUGGCAGAAGAAUCUGAAGCUAUGGUGGAUUUAUUUUGACAUUUCUUUGUCAUUUUGGUGUUAACAAAGCCAGUAUUUAAUAACGUGUCAAAAGAGUCAGUAAACUGGCCCCACAUGGAGAGUAGUUUUUACAUACACUUGUCAUUCUAUGAAAGAACUUUUAAAAGGAGACGUAAAUACUUUCUGAACAUCUUUGCCAAAUUCUCCGUCUUUACUGCUUUUACCAAGAUUUCCCCCCCCUGCUUUUCUUGUUUAUAGACGAGGCUUCAAUUUGAAUUGGUGAACAUGUGAUGAAGUUAAGUAAAGAGCUUUUCCAACAAAACUGACAGUAUGUGAAGAGGUUUAUUUUUGUAUAUCAGUGUAUCCACCACAUUGAGCAUAUACUGUAGAAACAUGACUUUCUCCUGCGGGACUGGCCGCUCGAUGUAAAGAUUUGGUAACACUGUUUUUUUUUUUUGAAGAGCUUGAAUGUAUCUGAUCGUCCUCAGUUUGAAACUAACAAUAUAUUCAUUCUGUUUCCAACACACCACUCAUUAAAAGAGACUUUUCAUUCA
Messenger RNA from Paralichthys olivaceus (Japanese flounder), 4607 nucleotides. The record is from RefSeq and is a predicted model, not a curated record. Lineage: Eukaryota; Metazoa; Chordata; Actinopteri; Pleuronectiformes; Paralichthyidae.